Molecule: messenger RNA, 792 nt
Organism: Aspergillus nomiae NRRL 13137
Lineage: Eukaryota; Fungi; Ascomycota; Eurotiomycetes; Eurotiales; Aspergillaceae
Exons: 3
Coding region: 1-792 (263 amino acids)
Source: RefSeq, a predicted model, not a curated record
AUGGCCCCCCUCCGCUCCACAUACGCUGGAGUGACACUCGACGCAGAGAAAACCCUCCUUUGCAAAUGUGGCCAUCCCAUGAAGAGGUACACUGUCAGGGACGCGAAGAGUCCAUACCGAGGGGAACAAUAUCUGGCUUGUAGAAGACAUUCCAAUGACGAAGAACACUGCAAGAGCUGGAUAUGGUUCGACGAGACGGCCCAGGUAGAACAACUCGUUCCUCGUCUUGCUGUUCCGCAGACGCCGAAGAAACAGACCGAUAUACGGGAGUUUGGGCAGUUGACGCCGCCGAAAUCGUCGUGUCUGAAGAGGAGGCGGGUCAACGUGGACCCUGGGAGGCUGGACGAGCUCCCGGGGGAUGAGAUAGAAAAAAGUGACCUUUCGGAAGGGACUCUAGAUUCGCCGUCUCGGAGUAGGCAAAGGAUGCUCGGAAAAGAUGAGUCGACGCCGGUAGCUCGUUCGCUGUUCGUAUGCCAGGAGGGAAUGGGUACUGUGCGACAUCAACCUCUUCAGAGACUAGGGACUCCGCCUCAUCGAGUCGGGGAUUCAAGUACACCACAAAAUCCCAGACUUCUUAGCUCUGGAUUGUUUACUCCGGGUUCUGGCCGUGGCCAUAGAAAGCGGUGGAUUGGUAUGGACGCACCGGUAACUCCGACUAAACAAAACCAUAUUUUUGCGUCUCCAGCUUGUUUAGUGGACGACGAUAUCAGUGAUUCGGAUUCGUACGGCUGGGAUGAGGAGCUGGUCGCUGCUAUGUUAGAUAAAUCGGACCAGGUACAGCCAUCGACAUAA